This is a messenger RNA of Mercenaria mercenaria, 1081 nucleotides long. Its product is annotated as D-beta-hydroxybutyrate dehydrogenase-like. The record is from RefSeq and is a predicted model, not a curated record. The transcript has 9 exons. The coding region runs from base 128 to 919 and encodes 263 amino acids. Lineage: Eukaryota; Metazoa; Mollusca; Bivalvia; Venerida; Veneridae.
CCGCACUGUAUUACAACUACUUACACUGUAAAAUUGCUGACACUAUAUUUACACACACGUCUUUUUAAAGUAUUAGUACACGUUUAAUAAUUCAAGAUUGGAUAAAAGAUUUUUGUUUAGCUAUACAAUGGCUGUUGAACAAAAACGAGUUGCUCUCGUGACUGGUUCUACAAGCGGAAUAGGACUGGCUAUAGCACGUCGCCUUGCUUCAUCCGGAUGUGACGUCAUUAUAACCGGACUUGCUGAUCAGGAUGUCAUUGACAGUAUACUUGAUGAGUUUAAAAAAAAUUACAAGUGCAGAUGUUCAUAUGUUGGUGGAGAUUUUACAAAAGAAGAUGAAAUAGCAAAUUUAUGUAAAGAAAUAACAACAAUUCAUCCUGAAGGAAUUGAUAUUCUAAUAAAUAAUGCAGGUUUCCAGUACGUAUGCAAGAUAGACGAGUAUCCUAUCGACAUGUGGAAUAAAAUGGUGGCUGUGCACUUAACAGCGUCCUUCUUGUUAAUAAGAUACUUUGUACCAUAUAUGAAAAAGAAAGGCUGGGGAAGAAUAAUCAACACUUCAUCACAGAUGGGUUUGAUAAGUACACCAGGAAAAACUCCUUACAGUGCCGUUAAGGCAGCUCUAAUAGGGCUUGCAAAGGGUACAGCUUUGGAAACAGCAGAAUAUGGAAUAACCUGCAAUGCUAUAUGUCCUGGUUAUGUUGAAACUGACCUUGUGAGAAAGCAAAUUCACGUCAUGGCCAAAAAUGAAUCCAAGACCUUUGAUCAGAAAAGGAAUGAAUUCUUUGGAAGUUGUCAUCCAUCGAAGAAGCCAGUCACUGUCGAACAGGUGUCCGGACUGGUAGCGUACCUCUGUAGCGAUGAAGCGGCAAGCACGACUGGGUCUGCUAUAAGCAUUGAUGCCGGUUAUACUGCACAGUAAUGCCGUAUUUAAUUACUUAGUUGAACUUUGUCGGUUUAGAAAGGUCUAUGCAGUUACGUGUAUUUACAUUUUGUCUCAGUGUUUACUAGAUGUUUGGUUUUUGUUACAUUCAUGUUGAUUUCGUAGCGAUGAUUAAACAAUGAGUAGCAGGUUGAAACUGUG